AUGGCCCAGGACCCUCACCAAAUUGCUCAACUCGUCCAAAUCCUCGAAGCCUCCAAAUCGAAGGGCAAACCCCGAGGCAAGAAGAGUUUUUCGUGUAAGAAGACUACCUUCGAGGUUGAAGGAACUCAUGGCAUCACCGUCGACUCCUGGCGUUUCCAAGAAUGGGACUACAAACGAGACGACCUUCCCACCUACGCUCGCGGACUCUUCACCACCCACAGAUCAGAUGGUACUCCGGAAAUCUGCAUUCGUGGAUACGACAAGUUUUUCAACAUCAACGAGGUGGCCAGUACACAAUGGCGCAACAUUGAGCAGGAGACGGCUGGACCUUAUGAGCUAAGUGUCAAGGAGAACGGGUGCAUUAUCUUCUUCUCUGGACUUGAAGAUGGCACUUUGCUGGUUUGCAGCAAGCACUCCACCGGCACGCGGUCCGAUGUUAAUGAGAGUCACGCAAAUGCAGGCGAGAAAUGGAUCAAGAGACAUCUAGAAAGCGUCGGGAGGACCACGAGAGACCUGGCAAGACGGUUGAGAGAGAUGAAUGCCACCGCCGUUGGCGAGCUAUGUGACGACCGAUUUGAAGAACACGUCCUUGAAUACCCACCAGAAGCAGCAGGGCUAUAUCUUCACGGCAUCAACUUCAACCUCCCGGAAUUUGCCACGCUAUCGGGCCCAGAAGUGCACGAGUUUGCCGACCAGUGGGGGUUCAAGAAGGCACAAUAUGUUAUGAUCCAGACACUCGAUGAGGUCAAGCAGUUCCUCAACAAAUGUGCUGAGACGGGUUCUUGGGAAGGACGGGACACGGAAGGAUUUGUGGUUCGAUGCAAGAAAAGAAGUAAGGAUCGGGAUAGAGCCCCGGACUGGUUCUUCAAGUUCAAGUUUGACGAGCCAUAUCUCAUGUACCGACAAUGGCGUGAGUGCACCAAAGCCGUAAUCUCCGGCAAGCCUCCCAAGUACAAGAAGCAUCAGAAGAUCACCGAGGCGUAUCUGCUCUACGCGCGCCGUCAACUAGCCAAAGAUCCGUCCUUGGCGAAGGCCUAUCAGCAGAAUCAUGGCAUCAUCAGAAUGCGAGAUGGCUUUUUAGCGGAGAUUGGCAAGAAGGGGUCGGACAUAAUCAAGCAAGAGGAGGCCGAAGGCCAUGGCGCGGGACAUGGCGCUGAAGUCAGCAAUGUUGUCCUCAUUCCCAUUGCAACAAUUGGAUGUGGUAAGACAACUGUUGCAACUGCGCUGGUGAAACUUUUCGGAUUCGGGCAUAUUCAGAAUGACAACAUCCAAGGCCAGAGAGGUCGUCCAGCGCGGUUCGCCCUCGGUAUAACCAACCUCAUGGCCACUCACAAAGUGGUCAUUGCUGAUCGCAACAACCAUCAACGCCGAGAACGUGCGCAGAUUAUGGAGGACAUCAACAAGGUAAUCCCCGACGCGAGAUUUGUGGCGCUGCAUUACGUCCAUGAGCCAAAAGUUCAAAUGCUCGACGAGAUUCGCAAAGUCACUCGCCAGCGUGUCCUGGAACGCGGAGAUAAUCACCAGACCAUCCGAGCGGAGAGCAAAGGACCGCAGGAGAUUAUUGGGAUCAUGGAAGGCUUCCUGGAUCGCUUUCAGGGAUGCGACACCAAUGCCGAGCCUGAUUCUAAUUUCGAGGAAGUCAUUGAUUUGGAUGUCUCUGCGUCGUCUCUGGAGAACCUGGAGACGGUAGUCACGCAUCUGUACAACGCAUACCCUGGACUUCUCCCAGAAGAGAUGACCAGUGACGAGGACAUGCAGGCCGCCAUAGAUUUUGCCCUCGGCGAGGAGGUUACUACCAAGCACGAUCUAUCCUUCAGCAAGCCAACUUCUAGCGAGAAGUCUCAAAAACAGCAGAAGCCGGCACAGAGCCAGCCGCAAAAGGCGCUGACGAUCGACCAGCUGAUGGGUAAACUUGAAUACUUCAGUAUCUCGGUUCCUGCCCCAAAGAUCAACUCGAUCCUGGGCUCGUUGUUCGACCACGCUCCUGCCGAAGAAGCACGUAUGUACCGGACAUUGAAGCAGUCUCGACGGAUCCAGAGCGAGUUCCACGUGACAUUGAUCCAUCGCGCUUCGGCGACGCAGAACCGGAAGUUAUGGGAAACUUAUACAGAGGAGUUCCAGAACGCGAUCAACGGUAAGGACCUCAAGGACAAAAGUCAAGUCGCUGCAACACUCGGGCAAGCACGCGUCAAACUGGAGAGAGUGGUGUGGGAUGAUCGGAUCAUGGCGUUCGUUGUCCGGAUAUACCCCUCUGGAAAUGGAGCUUCGUGGAUGAGUGCCAAUCCGAUCACGCACAUUACAGUGGGCACAGCAGGAGCAGACAUCAAGCCUGUGGAGAGCAACAGUUUGCUUGCUCGGUGGGAAGCAGGAGAUACAAUUGACCGGCCAAUUCAUGACAAGGAAGUUUCAGGAGGAAUCGUUCUCGACGGCAUUGUCAAGCCAGAGUUCCAGCGAGGAUUUCUGAAGUAG
Cladophialophora yegresii CBS 114405 is the source of this 2469-nucleotide messenger RNA. RefSeq lists its product as uncharacterized. Gene Ontology annotation, biological process: tRNA splicing, via endonucleolytic cleavage and ligation. The transcript has a single exon. Lineage: Eukaryota; Fungi; Ascomycota; Eurotiomycetes; Chaetothyriales; Herpotrichiellaceae. Bases 1 to 2469 code for a protein of 822 amino acids. Gene Ontology annotation, cellular component: nuclear inner membrane. The record is from RefSeq and is a predicted model, not a curated record. Gene Ontology annotation, molecular function: GTP-dependent polyribonucleotide 5'-hydroxyl-kinase activity; RNA ligase (ATP) activity; phosphoric diester hydrolase activity.